Molecule: messenger RNA, 3837 nt
Organism: Tyto alba (common barn owl)
Lineage: Eukaryota; Metazoa; Chordata; Aves; Strigiformes; Tytonidae
Gene: ERLIN2
Product: ER lipid raft associated 2
Exons: 11
Coding region: 73-1101 (342 amino acids)
Biological process (GO): SREBP signaling pathway
Cellular component (GO): endoplasmic reticulum; endoplasmic reticulum membrane
Molecular function (GO): ubiquitin protein ligase binding; cholesterol binding
Source: RefSeq, a predicted model, not a curated record
GCGCUGUGAUGACGUCAGGGCGGCGCCGGGCCGGCCCGGUGAAGAAGGCGCCGCCGCCGCUGAGCGCCGGGCAUGGCCCAGCUGGGCGCCAUCGCGGCGCUCUCCCUCAGCUUCCUCGCCGCCGCUUUCCUCUCGGCCAUUCACAAGAUCGAGGAGGGGCACAUCGGCGUCUAUUACCGCGGCGGGGCGUUGCUGACUUCCACCAGCGGGCCCGGCUUCCACCUCAUGCUGCCCUUCAUCACGUCCUACAAGUCAGUGCAGACCACGCUGCAGACAGAUGAGGUGAAAAAUGUUCCUUGUGGUACCAGUGGAGGAGUGAUGAUUUAUUUUGACAGGAUCGAGGUGGUGAAUUUCCUCAUCCAGAGUGCAGUAUAUGACAUAGUGAAGAACUACACUGCUGACUAUGACAAAGCUCUCAUCUUCAACAAGAUUCACCAUGAGCUGAACCAGUUCUGCAGUGUCCACACGCUGCAGGAGGUCUACAUUGAGCUGUUUGAUCAGAUUGAUGAAAACCUUAAACUGGCCUUGCAGCAGGACCUAACUACAAUGGCCCCUGGAUUAAUUAUACAGGCAGUUCGAGUUACAAAGCCAAACAUCCCUGAAACAAUCCGGAGGAAUUAUGAGCUCAUGGAGAGUGAGAAGACAAAGCUGCUGAUUGCAGCACAGAAGCAGAAGGUGGUGGAGAAGGAGGCGGAGACAGAAAGGAAGAAAGCCCUCAUCGAGGCAGAAAAAAUUGCACAAGUUGCUGAAAUAACUUACGGACAGAAAGUGAUGGAAAAGGAAACAGAGAAGCGAAUUUCAGAGAUUGAAGAUGCUGCAUUUCUUGCAAGAGAGAAGGCAAGAGCUGAUGCUGAAUGCUACACUGCUAUGAAAGUAGCUGAGGCUAACAAGCUGAAGUUAACUCCUGAAUACUUGCAGCUGAUGAAAUACAAGGCUAUCGCAGCAAACAGCAAGAUAUAUUUUGGCAAAGAUAUUCCCAACAUGUUCAUGGACUAUGCAGGCAGCCAGACCAAAUUUGCAGAGGGACUGGCAGAAGGAAUCCCAGAAGAGGAUGGGGCAGGAACCAGUGAGGACACAAAACUACUUCAUAAUGUCAACUGAAAAGAAAAAUUUCUAUUUGUUUUAUAUAUAUAUAAAAAAAAAAAAAAAAAAAAAAAAAAACACCACCUGGGAAGUUCCUUUCUGGUUUCCCCCUUUCCUGUACCAAAAAAGAUGAAUCAGACUUAAUCCUUUCAAUCUUUUGUAUGACAAUUAGACACAAAGACUUUGGUAUUUAUGAGGUGUGUUUUUUGUGGUAGCUUCUAAGCAGCCAGCUCCAGGUAUGUCCUCUAGAUGCACCUCUCCCUGCUCUCGUAAUAUAGACCAAAGUAUUCUGGAGAGGCUAGCUAGACUGCUUGUCUGCAGCCACCUUAGAUGGGUAAUUAAUUUUGGAUUGAGGUGGUUCAUAGCAGUUGGAAGUAAAGAAAUGUUGAGGUUUUGUAGGGAGGGGAAUUGCUGCUACAACUUGGUGGGUUUGUUUUGUUUUUUUUUUUUCUUCUUGGAAAUUUCGAGUACUUUAUUUUAAACCCCUUUUAAAAAAAGGUGCUAGACUUUCGUACACUAAGCAUGUCUGCUUGAAGGCCUGGGCCUUGUCCAAAUGGCAGGUUCGUGCCUGUCGUGUGGGGCACUGGCACGCUCUAACAGCCUCUGUCUAUGCUCCAGGUCUGUCCUGAGUGCAGGGUGCAGCAAAUGCACAAAACCACCUUUUACUGAGGUCUGAGCCAAUGUGUUUUGCCUUGGUAGGGCAGCUGAGACCACGUGCACAGUGAGUUACAGAAGUUCAGCUGAAAUCCCAGGGGUCACUUAGUUACCAUGAGGGGGUCUAAGCCUCAGACCAUGUGUUGUGCAGGUAGUGGCCCAAACUGUUCAUUUUCUGCAUCUUACCACUGGUUUGUUUUCCAUUUGUCAUACUUCAGGAGGACAAUCAGGAGUAGUCUUUAUUUUGAGGCUUUUUCCAGCAGUUUAGCUGCUCAGUGAGGGGUGUAGGCAUGCUGAUGGGGGCAGCAUCCUGCCAGUGGAUAAUUGGACUUGAUUUUCCGUGAAACCAGACUGCAAGCAUGGUACUUGUCACAGCCGACAUAGUUAGAAAAACUAGGGAGAAAAGAAUUUUUGUCUCAGGGACCCUGACUUUGCUUUUUGCAAACUCCUUGCUGGCGAGUAACUGCUUGAAUGACUAGUCCCAUGGUCAUUACAGGACGUUAUCUGCCUCUGCAAGACCAACUGUAUUUCAGUGUUUACAGUGUCUUAUUAGAAAGAGGACAUUCAGGUAAACUGAAAUGAAGGGAACCGAGUUACUGUUGGUUUGUUUUUUUUUUUUUUUUUCUGAAUAGACCUUGUGAAAGGCAGAUUGACUAGUAGCAAAGGACAUGAAACAUCAUACUGAAGUCACAGGACAAAGAAGAGAACCUAUUGUCUCCAAACUGUCCAAAGAUAAAUUUUCCUUUUUCACUCAGAACAAUGCUAUAUAAUGUACCUUUCACUUCAGAAAACUUCUUAAUUCUUCGCAUACCAGAUGCAAAGAGUUUUAAAAGUAAUAGGGUUUUAUUUUACACACAUGCAAAACUUGAGGGGGUGUUAAAGACAAAGAUUUGGGCCUCAAAUGUUUGUUGUUUUUUUUUUUUUUCCCUCUCCCUAAUCCAUCUGCCACUUGGCAGGAGAGCCUGUUUAUUAAUUGCUGUUAUAAUUUGCGGCCAACGUACUAAUAUGAGAUGAUGCAAGUUUAAGUGCUAACUUAGUUGUCAGAGACCAGCCUAUUGCAUUUACAGUCUUGUGCCCCAAACGCUUGCUACCUACUACACUUGGUUUCAUUCUUCAGUGUUUUAAACAUGCAUUAAUCUUUUUAAUAAGGCAAUCACACUAAAAUAGAAGUCUGAUUUAUUUCAGCUGCUGGUUCCAGUAUUUUUACUUCAGUUUUCUUUUCCCUGUUAAAGUGAUUAUUGAUUAUUUGAAAAUGCAAAAUAAGAGCUCUAUAAGCAUCAAUUUCUGCUGGAGGAGAGUCUCAUCUCCUAUGUGUCAUCUUUGCAUUUGUUGGAAAAUAUGAGCUAAGGGAAGUUCUGUCUCCAGACUGAUGUACUACAUUAGACAGCACAGCCCUUUAUAAAUAGGUGUCUGCAGGAGGAUUAUGAACAGGGAAUAGCAGAAACUUAGAAAUGAGGUAAUAGUACCUAAACCUUUGAGGAUGAUCUCAUUUGGGAUUGUUCCACAUUCUUGCUGGAGAUGUCCAUUAGUAACUCAAACCUACUUUUUACAUGAGUAUUUUUCACUAAAGAAAAGACACAAAUAAGCCAAAGUAGUAUUAUAAAGCAUGUUUUUGUAUGACUCCACAGUAAGACAAUACUUUGGAAUAAAUAGGUCUUAAUGAUUUUUUUUUUUUAAUUGAAAACAUUACUGCUGAGGUAUUCUUGUAAUUUAGUUAAAUUGUAAUAACAGUAAAAAAAGAAAAAACAAAGUUGACUUCAUACAGUCUUCACAAGCCACAAUCCAUUGUUGCAUUUUCAUUCAAGUUUCUACAUCAUUUGUGUAAUUUCCCUAAUAGAUGUCACUACAUAUAAAUCUUUAUUCUACCUAUCUGACACUUUGUCCUUAUAUCAAGAUUUCAGAUUAUGGAAAUGAUGAUCUGCAUUUUCAAACCACUCUGUAUAACAAAGAAAAUACAGGUUUGUGGCACUGCUGAUACCUGAGAGUUGCUGGCGGGAGCAUGGUAAUGCUUUACCAGUACAGUCUUUGAUCUUAUGUAUGAAAUUAAAAGCCUUUUUAUUUUGGUAUUUGCUAUGACAAUAAAAUGGCCUUCAAUUUUAA